ACAUCUAUCCGUUAAUCCAGUCUUCCCUGUCUUUCUCUCUCCUCUCCCCUCUCUCUCUCUCUCUUCUCUGCAAUUUCUCCAUUGAAGAGGAGGAGAAAGGUUGAUAAAAAGGAAAAAUAAUAAUAAUAAAUAAAAAGAGGGAUUGAAAUGGGAAAGCUCUAUUGUGAUUCAACGGCGGUAGCGGAGACAUUGCAAGCAUCAUCAUCACCGGCCGGCCAUUGGCGAGACCCGAAUUCUUCUUCUCUCCAAGCUGUUGAUCUUGUUGACCAGUCGGCUGCCACUACCGCCACCAUCGCUGUUAAAGAUUCUUGGGAUGACGUAAUUGGCCUUGAGGACCAACAGAGGCGGCGUCUACAAAGGCUGCAUGCAAGGGGUGUGCUAUGGAAGCGCCCCGGAGAUCAAGAUUCCUCUCCGGUCGUUUUCCGGCUCUCCCAUGGUGGCGAGGUGUCGUCGGACGGGAAUUGUCUGUUCACUGCGUCUCAGAGGGCGUUGGCGUGUGGUAUCGACGCGCGGGAGCUCCGGCGGAGGACUGUGCACCGGUUCACAGAAGAUUUUGGAUCGGCGAGCGAGCAGGACAAAGGCGUGAUUAAUGAGGUGAUUGGGCAUAUGUACUCGCCGGAUCUGAAGAAUGGAUGGGGAGUCCACGUGGUACAGGAGGUGAAGCUCCUGGCCAAGAAGGACGAUCGUCUUGCCCUAGAUUCGGCCAUCGACGAGCUCGUCCAGCUUGGGAUGCAAAGAGAAUUGGCCGCGGAGUCUAUUUACAAAGAGAGAUGUAGUCCAGUGACAGAUGGCUUCAGUUGGGCGAAAUACAUGUUGAUCUCCGGUUCACUUGAUGAUGAACAUGAUAUCAUCUCUUUGCAGUAUACUGAGGAUGGUUUAUUAUCCGUAGAUGAGAAUAGAGAAGGCCAUGCUGCAGCUUUUGGAGAUGAUAUAGCUAUUGAGUGUCUUGCUACAGAAUUCAAGCGAGAGAUUUAUGUGGUGCAAGCCCAUGGGUCUGAUGCAAUGGUUGAUGAAGAAAAUUGUGUUUUCUUUCUCCCUCAUCGUCCAAGGAGUGAAAUUUGCGAGCCUCCUUUCUUUCUAUUUAUGAAAGGAACAGGUUGGUGUGGUGCUGGAGCUGAUCACUAUGAGCCUUUGAUUGCCCAUCCUUCAGCCCUCAUCUCCCAAGAGAAGGUUGCUGCCGUACUUUGAGGGAAUUAGUUCUACAGUUUUGCGGCUUAGAAAGCUGAAUAGGAGGAGUAGUUCUAUUUUUUUUGACUUUUCAAUGUUUGGCAUGCAAUCUUGUUCUCCAUUUGAGAAUUACAUGCUAUCAUUGCAUAGCAUUCUUUUUAUUCAUCUUAGAGGUUUGGUCAUCUUUCGACUCUUUUGCAAGGUCUUGUCCCCGCAGCUUGAGCAUAACCUGUAGUAUUUGUAGUAGAGUUUUGCCGGCUUUUCUUGUUGUUUUCUGUUCAGUUCUGUGAGGGUGAUUGCAAUUUGGCUGGGGCACCAUUAUGUCGAAGCUGGAAUGGUUGCCAUUCUGUUGUACUUUAUGCUUGGAUCAAUCAAUUCAAUGGUAGAUUCCUUUAGUUUUUGG
Messenger RNA from Tripterygium wilfordii, 1570 nucleotides. RefSeq lists its product as uncharacterized. The record is from RefSeq and is a predicted model, not a curated record. Bases 148 to 1188 code for a protein of 346 amino acids. The transcript has 4 exons. Lineage: Eukaryota; Viridiplantae; Streptophyta; Magnoliopsida; Celastrales; Celastraceae.